CGGAAAUCCUGCGCGACUUACUCCAUAAAGAAAACGCUUUUAUUUAGACGACCACCCGGUUCCUUUGGUGAAGUGUGACGAUAAAACCGCUCAAAUGAAAAAGAAAAACCAAAUCAGUGAUAAAGUGGUGGCAAAGAAGAUGAGUGCAGAAGCUGCAGACCGGGAGGCAGCCACCUCCAGCCGUCCUUGUACUCCUCCUCAGACUUCAUGGUUUGAAUUUUUGUUGGAAGAAUCCUUAUUGGAAAAUCAUUUGAAGAAAUCUGAUUCAGACCCUUCUCCUGUCCAGUUGAUUGUCCAGUUUUUAGAGCAAGCUUCCAAACCCACGGUGAAUGAGCAGAAUCAAGUGCAACCCCCGACUGACAACAAAAGGAACCGCACUCUAAAACUGCUGGCUCUAAAAGUUGCAGCCUUUUUGAAAUGGGACCUUGAUAUUUUGGAAAAGAGUUUAUCCGUCCCUGUCCUGAACAUGCUGCUGAAUGAGUUACUAUGUGUGAGCAAAGUGCCUCCAGGAACAAAGCACGUAGACUUGGACCUCUCCAGCUUGCCCCCAACUACUGCCAUGGCUGUUAUGCUUUACAACCGAUGGGCCAUUAGGACGAUUGUUCAGAGCAGUUUCCUGGUAAAACCUGUAAAGCAAGGACCUCUACAGCCCAACAUUAUGAAUCAAAUCCAACAAGAGAAGGAGCUUACAGAAAAUAUUUUGAAAGUGUUAAAAGAGCAGGCAGAGGAUUCGAUCACUGUACUCGAGGGAAGUCUAAAAAUGAAGAGAGACUUCUAUGCCCAUACCAUGAGAACCUUGGAUCUGUUGGCUAUGGAGCCCGGCAUGAUCAAUGGAGAGACAGAGAAUUCAACAGCUGGGCUAAAAAUUAGUUCUGAGGAAAUGCAGUGCCAGGUAUCCUAUGACCUGGGGACUGUUUAUUUCCACCAAGGAGCCAUAAACCCACUGUGUUAUGAGAAAGCCAGAGACCGUUUUUUUAACACUAAGCAACUCCUUUCAAAGAUUGGCGCUGCAUCAAACCUUUUCUCAAUAGAUGACAAGAGGCUAGCGGGAUACUGUCAAGCAUGUGGAGUUCUGGCACCUUCAAACUUAGUUGUCCAGCAGUCGACACCUUACAGCCUGAUCCAUAGUUACAUGAAGGCUGGCAAUUACCAGGGCAUAUUAAAGAUCUUUUUGGAAGAUAAUGCUACCUGCAGUUUACCGGACCAGUUUAGACAGUCUAUUCUGCGAGAACUUUUCCAGAAAUCACAGCAUGGCAAUGGAGCUCUUUCAGAGAUCUGCUUCAAAAUCUGUGCAUGCAACACAAUUUGUGAUAUUCUUCAUGGGCGACCGGUGGGAGUUCAGUUUAACCAGCUAUUCAUGAGGCCAAAUAAAGAGAAGAUUGACUAUAUUCUUGAGGUGUGUUCCAAAUCACUGAAAUUUGAGCAAGCAACCGAAUCUGAGAGAAGAACAAUUGCAUCAUUUCUAAAGAACCUUUGUAUGGGGAUGGAUGAUCUGCAGUUGGUAUUCAUGAUUUCUUCCCAUGAGCUCUUUAUCAAACUGCUGACUGAGGAUGAAAGGAAGAUUUUGUUGGAGCAGAUUAGAAAGAGAACAUCGCGAGUCAAUCUCUGCACCAAACCUGUGACUUCUUUCUAUGAUAUUCCAGCCUCUGCCAGUGUUAACAUCGGUCAGUUGGAACAUCAGCUCAUACUGACUAUGGACCCCUGGAGAAUCCGCCAGAUCUUGAUAGAACUUCAUGGCAUGAAGUCUGAUAGUCAGUACUGGAUGGUGUCACAUAAGUGGGAAGUGCCAAUGAUAUACAGUGGAAUUAUCCUGGGGAUUAAAGACAACCUAACACGAGAUCUCAUUUACAUCCUGAUGGCCAAAGGCUUACACUGCAGUGCUAUUAAGGAUUUUCUUUAUGCCAAGCAGUUGCUGUCUGCCUGCUUAGAGCUGGUGACUGAGUUUUCUCCUAAGCUGCGCCAGGUCAUGUUGAAUGAGCUACUUCUUGUAGACAUUUACACCCAUGAGGCUGUGCAGAACCCCCCGGUGGAACGUCUUCCUCCAGAACUGGUCAGCCGAGUCCGAGGCUACCUGGAAAUGCGGAUACCAGAUAUUCCUAGUCGGCAGAUUGUAGCAGAGGAAUGUGUCGCCUUCCUGCUUAACUGGAGAGAGAACGAAUACCUAACCCUGCAAGUGCCAUUGUCCUUGGUACAGAGUAAUCCCUACGUGAAGCUGGGACAGUUAUUGUCUGCCACGUGUAAGGAGCUAUCGGGUCCAGAUAGCAGGAGAACGGCUAAAGAAUUAUGGGAGGUGGUCGUACAGAUUUGCAGUGUUUCCAAUCAGCACAAGCGGGGCAAUGAUGGCAGAAUCAGUCUGAUAAAGAACAGAGAUUCUACAAUGGGUAUCAUGUAUCGGAGUGAACUACUUUCUUUUAUAAAGAAGUUACGUGAACCGCUGGUUUUGACAACAUUACUGUCUCUCUUUGUCAAGCUCCAUAAUCUCCUGGAGGACAUUGUGAAUGAUAUCACCGCCGAGUACAUUUCCAUCUGGCCUUCAGCCAUUCCAAACCCCCAGGCUGUAGAUGUUGAUGCUGUUUCUGUGACAGUGAAAGAACUGGUGACGUACACUUUAACAAUAAAUCCAAACAAUCACUCUUGGCUCACUAUUCAGGCUGAUAUAUAUUUUGCCUCCAAUCAGUAUUCGGCUGCUUUAAAUUACUACCUCCAAGCAGGUGCGGUGUGUUCUGACUUUUUUACUAAGCAAGUUCCACCUGAAGUUUAUACAGACCAGGUGAUUAAAAGAAUGAUCAAAUGCUGUUCUCUGCUUAACUGCCACACACAAGUGGCUAUACUUUGUCAGUUUCUUAGAGAAAUUGACUAUAAAACUGCAUUCAAAGCUCUCCAAGAACAGAACAGUCAUGAUGCAAUGGAUUCCUACUAUGAAUACAUAUGGGAUGUUACUAUUCUGGAGUACCUCACUUAUCUUCACCAUAAAAGAGGAGAGAUGGAUAAAAGGCAAAUAGCAAUUAAAGCCAUUGGGCAGACUGAGCUGAAUUCCAGUAACCCAGAGGAGGUGCUGCAACUCGCUGCUCAGAGACGGAAGAAGAAGUUUCUCCAAGCAAUGGGCAAGCUCUAUUUCUGAAGCUAAUGGCACCAGCCCCUGUACAGUAUUUAUAGAAAUUUACAAGAGACCAAAAUAAAACAUCAUGUUUACUUUAA
Messenger RNA from Pelobates fuscus (common spadefoot toad), 3198 nucleotides. It is a transcript of the gene INTS8, whose product is annotated as integrator complex subunit 8. Gene Ontology annotation, cellular component: integrator complex. The record is from RefSeq and is a predicted model, not a curated record. Bases 95 to 3121 code for a protein of 1008 amino acids. Lineage: Eukaryota; Metazoa; Chordata; Amphibia; Anura; Pelobatidae. The transcript has 28 exons. Gene Ontology annotation, biological process: snRNA 3'-end processing.